CUGAUUUUUGUUUUGUAUUACGCGACACAAAAUAAAUUGUUGAAAUUCUAAGAUUUUAAAAUGGCAUAUAUAUUAAGUCAGUUUACCAAGCCAAGUCCUCCUUGUUUCAGGUCUUUAAUGAGAGCUGCAAAUCCAAUAAGACACUUGGCUACCGCUUCAUCUAAAUCUGCAGAGAACCAGCAAAUCCAAGUCAGCGAGAGUUGCUUGAAACGUUUGCGUGAAAUCUGUACAGACGGCUCUUUUCUGCGCGUGACUGUCGAGGGCGGUGGCUGUUCUGGAUUUCAAUAUAAAUUCGACUUGGACUCGAAGCUCAAUGACGACGAUCGACAAUUUGGGGAGGAUAAGGCCAAGGUGGUGAUUGAUACCAUCUCGUUGGACUAUUGUAAUGGAGCGACUGUGGACUAUCACAGCGAGUUGAUUCGAGCAGGAUUUCGUAUGAUAGCCAAUCCACUGGCCGAGCAAGGGUGUUCCUGUGGCUCUUCGUUCUCAAUUAAACUAUAAAAAUUUACUAGUACUUGCUGUUAAACUUUAGUGAAAUAUUUAAUACACUAACACAAAAACAUA
Molecule: messenger RNA, 564 nt
Organism: Drosophila willistoni
Lineage: Eukaryota; Metazoa; Arthropoda; Insecta; Diptera; Drosophilidae
Product: iron-sulfur cluster assembly 2 homolog, mitochondrial
Exons: 2
Coding region: 61-501 (146 amino acids)
Biological process (GO): iron-sulfur cluster assembly
Cellular component (GO): mitochondrion
Molecular function (GO): 2 iron, 2 sulfur cluster binding; 4 iron, 4 sulfur cluster binding; iron ion binding
Source: RefSeq, a predicted model, not a curated record